Messenger RNA from Spirodela intermedia, 1890 nucleotides. The record is from the annotation of a GenBank genome assembly. NCBI's taxonomy places the organism in Eukaryota, Viridiplantae, Streptophyta, Magnoliopsida, Alismatales, Araceae.
AUGGCGGCCGCUGGGUCUCUUUGCUGUGGAGCCUUCGUGCGCCUUGCUGGUGCUAGUCGCCGACUGGGCUCCGUCGCCGCCACCAGGACGCUCCGCCCUCGCUCGGAGCCUUCCAUUCGGCUGCGCAGCCGAAGGCCGCCGCCGCCGCCUGCGAGGAAGCUGCAGGUCAGAGCCGCGAGAAUGGAGCCCGGGCGCGUCGGUCUCGGCUUUAGGGCUCCUCAUUUCGAGGCAAUCUUCUCCCCUUUCUUUACCCUCGAUUCUCUCCGCCUAAGCAGAGUCCCUGCGUAGUAGACUCUGAGUUUUUGCAUCGCGUGGGGCAGCUUGAAGAGCCUCUUACGGGGAAAACAUGGAGUCUGGAUGACUUCGAGGCUUAUCCUGCUCUCCUGGUAGUCGCCUGCUCCCUUCAUCCCUCUUUGGAUCCCCUCUUGUUCCAUCUUUGGGAUCGACCAUCAAUCUUAGCGUCUUCUAUUUGGGUCGUUCUUCCAUACCAAUCGGACGAUGAAGGUGAUGUUUAUCUGCAAUCACUGCCCGUUCGUCGUACACCUGAAGAAAGACAUCGUGAAGCUCGCGAAUUUCUACAUGAAAGUAAGUUUGGAGUCCCUUUUGCCGUCCGGUCCUUCGCUUCAGAGUUGAUUUCUAUGAACCCCUAGAAGUUUUGAUUGUUGGCUGAUCCUCUGUAGCUUGUGCUUCCUGAUUUUGGAUGCAGAGAGGACUAGCCGUCGUUGCGAUCUCGUCUAACUCCACCGUCACUCAUCCUCAGGUCAUCUCCGGCUCUACCCUCCAUAGCUUUCACCAUCUGCAACCGCGCUCUCCUCUUUCUUUUGCAUAGAUACUAAUCAUAGAACACAUCCGGAGGAUACUCUGUAUUUUUUUCUCUUCACGAUAAGCAUCCAUAGCUCCUGCUUGGUUUCUUGUUUCACAUCUCAUCUUGCUCAGGUAGAGAGAUAUUGCUUUGAUUCCCUGCGACGGUAGUUCUUUCUCGUUCAUCUUCUUCAGACACCGACGUUGUUGACGAUGAUUACUAACUUAAAGUCAACCGCACAGGAUGGACCGGAGUUCAUGGCGGAAGAAGCGAAGUCAUUCAAUUAUCCUUUCCCGUACUUGUAUGACCAGGUAGAUCCCUGCGCUCUUCAUCAUCUUUUCCACCCAUCAUCCGGAGUCGAUUUCUUCUAGUAAGGAGGCAAUUGCUACUCCUAUUCUUCAUUUCACGGCAUGGUUCAGGCCCAGAUCGCGUCAAGUUGCCCUCUUUUUGAGGAAAAUCGUGCCAUUUUUUAGGAUUUACACCCUUUUUUUGAUCUUCGAGCAUAACCCAAUCAUCCCACGAGUUCGAUCUUAAAACCCAGCCUACGUUUGGAUGCAGUCCCAAGCUGCUGCGCGGGCCUUUGGGGCCGUCUGCACGCCGGAGUUCUUCCUCUUCAAGAAGGUCUUCUUUAUCCUCAAUCACCCCUCAGAAGUCGUCCAACAAUCUCCUAAAAUGGUGGGGAACCUAAAUUCGCGCUGACCCAUUUCAUGCUCCUCCUUCAUAUUUCUUUUUCGCAGGAUGGGCGGAGGCCCUUCGAGCUGUUCUACCAUGGCCAGUUCGACGACUCACGGCCGCGCAGCGGCGUCCCGGUGACAGGAAGGUACAGUCCAUCUGCCUGCCUCCGCCAUGCUCAGAAUGCACAGACCUUCCAUUGAUGGAUGUAUAUCCGCCUCAGGGACCUGAGCGCCGCCGUCGACGCAGUCCUCAGCGGCCAGCCGCCGCCUUCCAGGCAGAAACCCAGGUAGCUCUCGUUCUGAAAAGCCUUGCUUCUGACGUCCUUUCUCACAGGUCAUCGCAGUUCUAACGCCGUUUCUUCCUCGUCCAGUAUGGGCUGCAGCAUCAAAUGGCAUCCUGAGGGGACCCUCUGA